CUGCUGCUGCUGCUGCGACGGAAUCCAUGGCUCUGCCUGAGGCUGGUGCCUGCAGCCGGCUUCUUCUGCGACCCCGCAUCGUUCUUUUCGGAGACUCAAUCACUGAGUUUUCCUUCCAAGAAAAUGGAUGGGGUGCAUCUGUUGCUCACAGACUAGCUAGAAAAUGUGAUGUUUUGAAUCGUGGACUUUCGGGUUAUAACACAAGGUGGGCAAAAAUCGUUCUUCCAAGACUGAUCUACAAAGAGUCUAAUGCCAAGAACACUAUUGCAGUAACGGUCUUCUUUGGAGCCAAUGACAGUGCUUUAAAAGAUGUGAAUCCUAAGCAACAUGUUCCACUGGAUGAAUAUGCCGACAAUUUGAAAAGUAUGAUACAAUACUUAAAGUCUGUGGACAUUCCAGAGGAUAAAAUUAUUUUGGUGACACCACCACCCCUUCAUGAAAUGACUUGGGAAAAAGAAUGUAUUGCCAAAGGUGAAAAAUUAAAUCGCUUCAACUCCACUACUGGUGAAUAUGCCAAUGCAUGUGUUAAAGUAGCUAGAGACUGUGGCACUGAUGUCAUUGAUCUGUGGACACUUAUGCAAAAAAAUAACCAGGGCUUUUCCUGUUAUCUGUUGGAUGGCCUCCAUUUAUCAGGGGAAGGAAAUAAUUUUCUAGCAAACCAGCUCUGGUCACUUCUGGAACAAAGAACAUCAACACUUCCUGUGCAGCUUCCCUACUGGCGUGAUGUAGAUCAUCUCCACCCUGAAGCCAGUCUUCUGGGGGAAUCGUCAUGAUUAGAAAAAGUAAUAAAACACUAGCUCUUG
Elgaria multicarinata webbii is the source of this 803-nucleotide messenger RNA. RefSeq names its product isoamyl acetate hydrolyzing esterase 1 (putative) (gene IAH1). The transcript has 6 exons. Lineage: Eukaryota; Metazoa; Chordata; Lepidosauria; Squamata; Anguidae. The coding region runs from base 27 to 773 and encodes 248 amino acids. Gene Ontology annotation, molecular function: hydrolase activity, acting on ester bonds. The record is from RefSeq and is a predicted model, not a curated record.